Messenger RNA from Symbiodinium sp. CCMP2456, 2379 nucleotides. The record is from the annotation of a GenBank genome assembly. NCBI's taxonomy places the organism in Eukaryota, Dinophyceae, Suessiales, Symbiodiniaceae.
AUGGCGGGAGCCGAAGACUUCGUCUGGCCCGGGGCGGACGUCCAGGCGAACGAGCCCAGUGCCCCGAGCGCCCCGGCGGAGGCACCCACUGCCGGUGCGCCGACGGCACCUGGCGUGGUGCCCCCGAUGCUUCCGGGCAUGAUGAUGCCCGGGAUGCUGCCGGGGAUGGCAAUGCCAGGCAUGAUGCCCGGAAUGCUGCCAGGUGCCAACCCGAUGCUCUUGGCAUCCAUGAUGAUGCCCAAUCCCAUGAUGGCUAUGAUGAUGGGUGGUGUCGGGGGUGCCGCAGGCCUGGCAGCAGCAGGAGAGAAGAAAGAAGAGCCAAGCAAAGUGGAGUCGCCUAUUGACAGCCGGGUCAGGGAGCUUUGUCGCGAUUAUGGCAUCGAGGACCGGCUCAUGCGAAAGCUGAACGACGUCAUGAUGAGGCGGCCGGACACUUUCGAGGAAGACUUGAACACCGUCCGGUCCCGGCUCUCCAAGGAGCGGCCCGACAUCGGCGUGCUGAUCACUCAGCUGGACCGGGGCAUCUUCGUCACGCGAUCCAACAUCCACCCGGACAUGAUGGCGGUGGUAAACAAGUACAAGCUAGAUGACCGAGCGACUCAGCGCUUGGUGGAAAGCAUGAGGAAGAGGAAAAAGACGAUGCAGGAGGACUUGAAAGCCAUUGAUACUCGCUUGGCGAGUGCUGAAAGACCUUCUGGAUUGCUCAUGACACUCCUCCAGGGCUUGGACACGAUGGGAAAGCUUCCCGUGGCCCCAAAGUCGCUGGGGCUGCCAGGAUCGAGACAAAAAGCGCUCAAGAUCCAGGUCCAGAAGGAGAAAGUGACCCGCGUCGCGAGGGAAGUGCUCCCGCUGCGAAGACGGAGCCUAGGUCACAGCAUGUCACAGCCGUCAGUAGGCACGGAGGCCGAGGACUCGAGCGCUAGGCACCCGGCGACGGAGGCCUCCACCAGCGAGGCUGAGGUCUUGGCUCGACAUGAGGCCGUGCUUUUACUCCAGGCAGCGAGGCAACUGCUCGAAGACGAGGAGCUGCAGGAGAACUUGGCAGGCACCGACGAUCUUUGCGGCGGGGUCCUGGCCGGCUGGCGGCCGCCCUGGCUGGAGCAGGGUGUCAAGGGCAUGGACUUCAAUGAGAACAUGCUGCACGACUCGGCCACUCCUGUGCAACACUGGGCUGCAGCGCUGGGUGAGGUCAUCCACGAGCUCUGGCAGUGUGCCAGGGAGGCUGGCAUCGUCCUGGAAAAUUGUGACCGCCAGCCAUGCUUUGCUGUCGUCCUUCCGAGCACUGCCGGGUCACGGGAUGUGAUAGAAAAGCUGGUGAGGCUUGGCGGGGGCGAGGUGCUGUGGCCGCAAGGCCAGCAGUCGAGAUCGGUGCUGCCCUUUUGCAGGCUCAUCCACUUGGCCGGGGCAUCCAAGAGAUUUGCAUGCAGCGAUGCUGUCGACGGAAGCCCGAAAUCUCCGAACAUCACGGAUGCCAGGGAGCGGACGUCGCAGGAGCUGGACGGUGCUGCUCCGGCUGCCUCCGACGAAUUGCUGAGGAAGCAAGCUCUGAUGGCAGUGCUUGGUGCAACUCCCGCCGUUGCGGUCUUUGCGCAUGAGAAAGGAAAGCCAGAAGCCCCCCUGCCGGAGCCAGAGCGGUCAGAGCCGGAGCGGCCGGAGCACCCGGAGCACCCGGAGGAAGCGAUCCGACCGAUGCCGGCGUGUGCCGGGGAGUUUCAGGCGGCCUUACCGUCUGCGGCUCCGGGAGGGAGCCUCCCUUCGGAGAUCCGGUUCCUCCAUCUCAGCGUGCUCCAGGAGGUUACAGAUUCGCACGGCGAAGCUCCCGCAUUGAUCCUGGCAGUCAUGAAGUUGCUGGGCCAGGAAGAGAUCUGGCAGAGAUUUACUGCCCUGGAUGCCUUCUGUGAUGGCCUGCUGUCGCAGUGGGAGCCGCCUUGGGUCUCAGAGGAUUUGGAGGGCGAGGACCGGCGCGCUGCGCGGCAGAUGAGCCUGGAGCGGCUGGAAAGGGAAGCGGAGUCCAGAGUCCAGGAUUGGGCCAUGGCCUUGGAUGGCUUCCUGUCCUUCGUGGCGAACCUGGCCGUGGCAGCCCGGGUCCAGCACGCCUUCGAGGCUGAGGUCUGCGCCCCUCAAGCGGUGGCAGCAGGUGACGGGUGCAAAGGCACGGAUGCUGCGUCCUCAGGCGCAUCUGUGGUGUCGGUCGCGGUGCCCGUCGUGGUCGUUCCGGAGGUUUUGACCGACUGGCAUUUGGAAGUCUUUGGACCCCUGUUGCGGGCUUUCAAAAUCUUCAUGCUCUCCGAGAAGGCUUGGCGAGCAGAUUUUCACGGAGCCAGCAGCGUGCCCUUCUCCGUGGAGGCGAGCUCCAAGAUGUGCUCUGAGAGUGCCUAG